AUGAAGCUUUUGCUUGGCUGUCUCUUGGCCGCGGCGACUGCCGCUACCGCCGACCCGUUCGGACUGGUACUUUGCACGACCAACCGCUUGGUUAUCUCCGAGGCUAAAGGUGCACUCUACACGGACGUGAUCCGCGCCGGCUACAACCAGCGUCUCAUUUACGACCCGACGUCCAAGUUGCUCACAGUCGUGUCGAGCGGCCAGUGUGUCAAGGUCGCGUCGGGCUCAGCUCCGCAAGCGCUCACAGAAAAAUGCAACCCGGCCGACGAGUACCAGAAGUGGGAGCUGCGAGACAACCACGUGUAUUCACCGGCGAAGGCCAAGUGUCUCGAGACCCUGCAGACGAUGCCUUAUGCGCCUGUCAAUCUCGCCGACUGCGACGUUCCGGGGUCGCUCGCCAAGGGCCAAUUCCUCGCCGACUGCAACUCGAUCGCGCCUGUCUACAAUACGCUUACAUCGCGUACCGGUACCAAGCGCCUGGCGGGGAGCAACUCGAGCCUCGUUGUCAACACGGUUAUCAACAACUGGAACGAGCUCUUUGUCUGGGACCAAGCCAACAAAAUGUUCAAGAGUACCAACGGCCAGUGCUUGGAAGUGCACGAGAUGUAUCCCCGUGUUGUGCUCGGGACGUUCGCCUGCGACGUCCGGAACGCAUAUCAAAAGUGGACCUACAACCCCUUGACCUACAAGCUCGAGCACGACAAGUACCAGAACACGUGCUUGGACCUCGACAACGACCGCGUGCAGAUGGCUCCGUGCUCGUCCUCCUCGCCCUUCAACGAGCGCCAACAAUGGAUGCUGUACACCUACCACCCGUAG
Molecule: messenger RNA, 819 nt
Organism: Saprolegnia diclina VS20
Lineage: Eukaryota; Oomycota; Saprolegniomycetes; Saprolegniales; Saprolegniaceae
Exons: 1
Coding region: 1-819 (272 amino acids)
Source: RefSeq, a predicted model, not a curated record